CCUUGGGAUUUUACCCAAGCUAUUCUCGUCACUAUAAGGGUCGUCGCCAUUGCUAUAUUACCGCGUUCAUUUCUACAAAACGAUGAUGUCCGACAGCGAGGAUAGUGAUGUUCCGGGUGUAGAACUUGACAUGAGCAUGACGAUCAAGAUGAUCAAGCUCGAGCUCGUGAUACCCGUACCGACAACGACGCAUGUUGUGACUGCAACACGUGUGGUAAUGCCAACAGAGGUGGAGUGUUUGUGUUGCCAGGAGGUUUCCUUGAUACAGACGAAAACAGAGGACAAGGCUAUAGCCUGCAUUACCCAGCAUGAUGGGUUCAUAGCGAACUGUAUCAACACUGAUGUCCUGGAGGUGUCGAUGUUCGAGUAUGCAGAACAUCAUGGCCCCAUUGGGGAUAAUCAGCCGAUGCAUGAGUAAAAAUACAGUGAAUUCCUUCUACUAUAAUUCAUAUCACAAUAAUUAUUUCUCCAAAAUUAUCACAAGUAAGAUGAAAUCCCUCAAAAUGUCAAUUUUAUACAA
Pecten maximus is the source of this 520-nucleotide messenger RNA. RefSeq lists its product as uncharacterized. NCBI's taxonomy places the organism in Eukaryota, Metazoa, Mollusca, Bivalvia, Pectinida, Pectinidae. The transcript is spliced from 2 exons. Bases 83 to 418 code for a protein of 111 amino acids. The record is from RefSeq and is a predicted model, not a curated record.